AUGUUUGGCUGUUCGUCGGCGUUUCAAAGAGUAGCCUUUUUGCUCAUGGCUCCCAAAUUGAAACCUCAGAGACUCCACCAAAUCGCAGAGACUGGUGCUGAGCAAUUGGUUAAGAGAGCAAGGACGAUGAGUACUCAAUCCUCCAUUAAAGAUGCUUUCUCUACUUACGCUGAUUAUCUCAAUAACUUCAAUGAGAAGAGGGAAAGAGUGGUGAAGGCAAGUCGUGAUAUCACCAUGAACAGUAAAAAAGUUAUCUUUCAAGUUCACAGACUCAGUAAAGACAAUAAAGAGGAGGUUUUGGAGAAAGCUGGGAAAGAUUUGGAAGCAGUGAGAGAGCAACACUUUUCUCGGCUAAUGAAAGAGCUUCAAGGAACUGACUUUUGGAAGCUGAGAAGAGCUUAUUCUCCAGGGGUGCAGGAAUAUGUUGAAGCUGCAACGUUUUAUAAGUUCUGUUUAUCCGGGGCAUUGGUUACUCUAGAUGAGAUCAACGAAACACUUUUACCGCUUAAUGACCCUUCUUUAGAGCCUCUGCAGAUCAAUAUCCUUGACUAUCUUCUUGGGCUUGCUGAUUUGACUGGAGAGCUAAUGCGGAUGGCAAUUGGUCGGAUAUCAGAUGGUGAAAUCGAAUUCGCGCAGCGGAUUUGCCAGUUUGUUCGACAGAUUCAUAGGGAACUAAUGCUAGUCGUGCCAAAGAUGGAUGACAGUUACGACAUGAAAUCCAAGUUGGAAGUGUUGCUUCAAAGUGUGAUCAAAAUUGAGAAUGCUUGCUUUAGCGUUCACGUGCGAGGAUCAGAGUAUAUUCCGAUGCUUGGAGAUAAUGCACCAACAUCAUUCCUAUUGGGAGGUGCUGAUGUCGAAUGA
Messenger RNA from Arabis nemorensis, 861 nucleotides. Lineage: Eukaryota; Viridiplantae; Streptophyta; Magnoliopsida; Brassicales; Brassicaceae. The record is from the annotation of a GenBank genome assembly.